Molecule: messenger RNA, 1392 nt
Organism: Talaromyces marneffei
Lineage: Eukaryota; Fungi; Ascomycota; Eurotiomycetes; Eurotiales; Trichocomaceae
Exons: 2
Coding region: 1-1392 (463 amino acids)
Cellular component (GO): nucleus; cytosol
Molecular function (GO): mRNA binding; RNA 7-methylguanosine cap binding
Source: RefSeq, a predicted model, not a curated record
AUGGAGGUGACGGCUCUUCAGCAGCCAACACCAACAGAGCCCAUUACCAACACGAUGGAGAACAACUCAAUGGACAUUGACAUGGACAUUGACUUGGGUCAUUUUCCUGAGGCAGACGUCAUUGAGACAGAUCAUAUCGAACAACCAGGUUUCACAGCGGAAAAUGGCGUCGUCGACCCCCUGACAGCCGAAGCGCACUAUGAAAAGGUCCAUAUUCGCGGUGUCGACGAAAUGACUACAGAUCACAUCAAGCAAUUCGCUUUAAGUUAUUUUCCCGAUGAAGAGGCCAGUCGAAUUGAAUGGAUUGAUGACACGUCUGCGAACAUGGUCUACUCCUCCAAUGAGGUUGGUUUGCGGGCUCUGACUGCGCUCACUCAGCUUGGCGAAGAGGACAUUUCCGCACUCCCCGCGCUACGUUUACGGACUGCAAAAACCUGUUUGUCGCAUCCAGAGUCGGUCUUACAAGUGCGAUCAGCGGUGAAGACAGAUCGCAAGAAACCGCGCGCUCACGAGGCUAGUCGAUUUUAUCUCAUGCAUCCAGAACAUGAUCCACGUGAGCGUUUGCGCCGCGAACUUGCAGAAAAGCGCCGUCAAGGUGGCAGACGUGACGAAGGCGACGGAGAUUAUCGUCGCCUUCGAUUUGAUGACCGUGAGCACCGUCGGCGUCGGAAUAGAAACGAUGAUGGGUUCACUGCGAGCAUGUAUGAUGAUGAUGGUGUUGCUCCGGAUCGACGAGGCGCUUCGAGCGACGAUUUCUCGGAAUCGGAGGCUCGUCGUCGGCCCAGAAGGGGCGCACGCCAACCGCAAGAACUUUUCCCUCAACGCAGUGGAAGUGGUAAUCGUGGCGAGUCUGGUCGACUUCGUGAUCGUAGUGCAUCUCCGGGGCGAGAUGAUUUGGACGCAUUGCGAAGAAGCGAUGACGAGCUACAACAGAGUCGCAGACGGUUCCGGGAACGUUCUCCUAGACCAGCUAGUGGCAGUCGCGCAAAUAGUUCUAAAGAACUAUUCCCCGCAGGCGAUAGCCAAGACACCAGAGAGUUGUUUCCGAAUAGGACAGCAGCAAGCUAUCUCAAGAAAGAGCUAUUUCCCGCUAAGACGAAUAGCAACCAUAGACGAACGGAUGCAUUCGAUGCUGCAGAUGAGACUGCUGAUUUGUUUGCGAAGAGGAUUAGUGUGCCUCUUGUUGAUGGAGCUCAUGAUCAAAUAUACAUCAAAGGAGCUUCUAAUGAUAUAGGCAUGGCUCUUCGCGGUCAUGCAGUCCAAGGAAACACACAAGCGGUCAAGGAACUUUUCCCAGACAAAUACAACACCAAUGCGGGCAAGGAGCUAUUCUCGAACAAACUGGAAGGACGUGGUGGUAGAAGACGACGGGCAGAGGAUAUGUUUCAAUGA